GUCUGACUGAGUCAACGUCAAUAAUAAAAUGACAGCCAAAUCAAAGCUGAAAGCUGCAGUCUGUCAUCUAGACAUAUGAGUUAUAAUGGAAAAGAUUCCUGAUCAGAUUGGUUACUUGGUUUUAACAGAGGACGGGGCUGUCCUUGAAUCUGGAGGUGAAUUGGAAAACGACGAACGCGUUGCUACAAUUAUUACUGAUCUUAUUUCCUUAUCGAAUAAGGUCGAUCCAGUAGCAUUUGGACCAAAUGAACAGUUCAAGAAGAUAUCUAUAACUUAUGACGACCAUUGGUUUGUGAUUUGUUUGUCGAAUAAGAAGAUUUACGUUGUAAAGCGCAGCAUACAACCAAAUAUAAGUGAAGGAAACGCAAUUAAUGUCUGAGAAGAACAAAUAAAUCACC
Messenger RNA from Spodoptera litura, 398 nucleotides. It is a transcript of the gene Lamtor4, whose product is annotated as Late endosomal/lysosomal adaptor, MAPK and MTOR activator 4. Gene Ontology annotation, cellular component: Ragulator complex; lysosome. Gene Ontology annotation, molecular function: guanyl-nucleotide exchange factor activity. Lineage: Eukaryota; Metazoa; Arthropoda; Insecta; Lepidoptera; Noctuidae. The record is from RefSeq and is a predicted model, not a curated record. Gene Ontology annotation, biological process: cellular response to amino acid stimulus; positive regulation of TOR signaling.